AUGGCUCUGUACACGCUGGUAGGCACGCUUGUGGCGCUGGCGGUGGUCUAUCUUUUGAAGCAGCUCCUGCUGUCGAAACCACCUACCGCGCCUCUCCCCCCAGGACCCAAGCCGAAACCCAUCGUAGGAAAUCUGGGCGACUUGCCUCCGCCAGGCCAGCAGGAAUGGAAACAUUGGCUGCAGUUCAAGAAGCUUUAUGGCCCCAUCAGCUCUAUCACUAUUUUUGGCCAGACAAUUGUCAUCAUCAAUGAUGCGCAAGUAGCCUUUGAUCUCAUGGAGAAGCGCUCCUCGAUCUACUCCUCGCGACCGCGGAUGGUCUUUGCGGGCGAAAUGGUGGGCUGGAACGACGCCCUAGCCAUGCAAACGUACUCGGACAAGUUCCGAGCCUACCGCAAGGUGAUGCAUCGAGUUCUCGGCUCCAAGGCUGUCACGGCGCGCUUCAACCCGCUGCAACAUGUCGAGAUCCGUCGCUUCUUGCUGCGCGUCCUGGACAAGCCCAACGACCUGCUUCAGCAUAUCCGAACAGAGGCAGGGGCAGUCAUCCUGAAAAUCGCCUAUGGCUACACCAUUGAGCCUCAUGGCCGUGAUCCUCUGAUCGACCUGGCCAACGAGUCGAUGGAUAAGUUCUCCGUCGCAGGGACACCUGGCCGAUGGAUGGUCGAUACUAUCCCGUUUUUGAAAUACCUGCCUACCUGGCUCCCCGGGACGGAUUUCAUCCGGACAGGUAAUGCAUGGCGGAAGACCCUGCUCACCACCAUCGAGAAACCGUAUCAGCUGGUGCUGCAGCAGAUGAAGCAGGGCUCGUGUCCGCCGUCGUACACAGCCAGUCUUCUCGAAGAGGCAAACGGCAACGCCACCCCCGAAGAAGAUCUCGUCAUCAAAUGGACCGCAGGGUCGUUGUACACCGGCGGCGCAGAUACAACGGUAUCUGCGCUCUCCUGCUUCUUCCUAGCGAUGACCCUGUACCCCGACGUCCAGCGCAAAGCGCAGGAAGAGCUCGACCGCGUCCUGGGGCCCAACCGCCUCCCGACGUUCGAAGACCGCGACAACCUCCCCUACAUCGAAGCGCUCGUCAAAGAAACCCUGCGAUGGCACCCCGUCGCCCCGACGGGCAUCCCGCACCUGUGCACCGAGGACGACCUCUACAACGGCUAUCUGAUUCCAAAGGGGGCCCUCAUUCUCCCGAACAUCUGGGCAUUCACCCAUGAUCCCAAUGUCUACCGUGACCCCGCGAGCUUCAAGCCCGAGCGGUUCCUCGACACCGACGGGACCGCCCCCGAGCUCGACCCGCAUAUGCUUGCGUUCGGAUUCGGUCGACGCAUCUGCCCCGGGCGCUUCCUCGCAGACUCGACGAUUUUCAUGAGCAUCGCGCAGUCGCUGACGGUCUUUCGCUUUGAGAAGGAUCCCGCCGUCACUGCGCAGCCGGAGUUCCUCCCCGGGGUGGUCAGCCAUCCCACUCCAUACCAGCUGAAGAUCACGCCGCGCAGCGCCCAGCAUGAGGCGCUGAUCCGGUCGGUCGAAGUGGAGCAUCCGUGGGAGGAAAGCCAUGCGAAGGAGAUUGAGAAGAUUGAGUGUGUGGUUUGA
This is a messenger RNA of Aspergillus terreus NIH2624, 1584 nucleotides long. Its product is annotated as cytochrome P450. The transcript has 7 exons. NCBI's taxonomy places the organism in Eukaryota, Fungi, Ascomycota, Eurotiomycetes, Eurotiales, Aspergillaceae. The record is from RefSeq and is a predicted model, not a curated record. Gene Ontology annotation, molecular function: monooxygenase activity; oxidoreductase activity, acting on paired donors, with incorporation or reduction of molecular oxygen; iron ion binding. The coding region runs from base 1 to 1584 and encodes 527 amino acids.